Penicillium argentinense is the source of this 882-nucleotide messenger RNA. RefSeq lists its product as uncharacterized. The transcript has a single exon. The record is from RefSeq and is a predicted model, not a curated record. The coding region runs from base 1 to 882 and encodes 293 amino acids. NCBI's taxonomy places the organism in Eukaryota, Fungi, Ascomycota, Eurotiomycetes, Eurotiales, Aspergillaceae.
AUGCCCCUCUGCACCCUCCUCCAGCGAUACCGACAAUCAUCACGUUCCAACUCCCGACCACCCCUCAUGGAUCUCUCCUCCCUCGAAGGACCACCAAUAGAAGACCCAAGGGUAGUGGUAACGCCCGAACCAAUUGCCAGGCUUCGCAUCGAGCCCCCGACGCCAGAUACAAAUACACACCCGAGUCGACUAUGGAAAUCGCUCCCGCCGAGACCGUCGUCCGCGGACCCAACCUCUCCUUCCAGACACACUCACCUCCCUCGACCACUCACCCACCGAUUCGAGACAUCUCAGAGCGAGGCAAAUGACGAGCCCUAUCUCCGUCGUGCACCUGCCCAAAGAGGUCGACGAACCCCGUCACCGGACCAGGAAGAAUUGAACAGCCGUAACGCGAAUCUGAAUCUGAAUCUGAAUAUUGACACCACACUGGCCCGACACUCGGCUUCCUCGCCCUACGAGCGCUCCCGCUCACCACUCCGAACACCUGUGUCUCUCGAAGCUGAGGCUGAGGCAAGAUGGAACCUCGAGACAUUGCGUGACUCCGAGCGCGGACGCCGGGCACGCAGCUGCUGCCCACUUGUCUGGGUUGAGUCGGAGAGGCGGUGGGUUGUCUUUGGACCGUAUCGUCAACCUGCAAGCGGGACAAGUACAAGUGAAGACUCGGCUCCAAGACAUCGGACGCCGGGGCCACCGCCUGAUCUGUCGCGCCGGCCGGCCUACCCGGAGAUCUAUACGGACCUCCUCUAUGCCGAUAAUGAGAUUGAGCCUGCUGACCAUCCGCCGACGUAUGAGAGUCACGGCUUUAGUCCUACACACGUCGACCGACUCGGGGGACGGCGGUGGUCAUCUGUGGCUCGUCGCUGGAAUGGGAUGGGUGGCUGA